This is a messenger RNA of Eublepharis macularius, 2006 nucleotides long. RefSeq names its product junctional adhesion molecule 2 (gene JAM2). Gene Ontology annotation, cellular component: cell surface; tight junction; protein complex involved in cell adhesion. The coding region runs from base 46 to 936 and encodes 296 amino acids. Lineage: Eukaryota; Metazoa; Chordata; Lepidosauria; Squamata; Eublepharidae. The record is from RefSeq and is a predicted model, not a curated record. The transcript is spliced from 10 exons. Gene Ontology annotation, biological process: leukocyte tethering or rolling.
AGGCCAGCGCCUCCCUGCUUUUGGACAGCAGCUGUUGCUGCGAAGAUGGCGAGGCGCCGCGUCUUGCUGCUGCUCGCAUACUUGGGCUCGCUUGGCUACCAUAAGGCUUAUGGAAUUGAUGUCUACACUGAAAAAGAGCAUGUUACAGCAAGAGAAUUUGAGGAAGCCAUUUUAAGCUGUAUAUACAAAGUAAAGAAGGAAACCAGUAUAAGGGUAGAAUGGAAGAAAGUUAGGUCAUCUGGAGUGUCAUUUGUCUACUACAACCGUACCUUUGUAGGUAAUUUUACUGGUCGAGCUGAAAUGUGGAAUUCAAACAUUCGACUUAGAAAUGUUACUAGACAAGAUGCUGGGAAGUACCGUUGUGAAAUCAGUGCAGCUACAGAACAAGGACAAGAUGCAGCAGAGACUGAAGUCUCUCUUUCAGUGCUGGUUCCUCCAGCCCUUCCUGUUUGUGUAGUGCCCAGCUCAGCUAUGAGCGGAACAGUCACUGAACUACGAUGUAAGGAAAAUGAGGGCUUUCCUGCUUCUAAAUACAGAUGGUAUAGGAAUGGCAUUGCUCUGUUGGAGAGUACAGAGUCAAGGAGAGGUAAAAAAUGGAGAGCUUCUUAUACCAUGAAUACCACGACUGGGACCCUGCUUUUCAAUCCUGUUUCAAAUAAUGACACUGGAGAAUAUUACUGUGAAGCGGCAAACGGAAUUGGACCACCUAAGAAGUGCCUUGUGAAGCGAAUGCAAGUCGAUGACCUUAAUGUUGGUGGUAUUAUAGCUGCUGUGGUAAUUGUGUCUUUGAUAAUAGCUUCCUGUGGUCUUGGAGUAUAUUAUGCACAAACUAAAGGUUAUUUCUCAAAAAGAAAUUCUUCAGAGAAGAAGAAUUCUAAGCCCAGCAUAUUGCAAAAUAAAAGUGAUUUCAAGCACACCAAAUCAUUUAUUAUUUAAAAAAUUUAACCUCCAUGAGGAUCACCAGAUGUUGCUCAAAGGGAUUCUUCAACUCUGUUCUUUAGCUAUUACAGUGUUAUACACAGAAUGCCAAUGACAAAGCCAGUGAAUUGAUGUUACAAGUUGAGGACAUUUGUUAAAGCUGUUAAUUUUCUGAUAGUAUUUUCUCUAACGAAAUAGUAAAAAGCACCUACUAACAGAUAGACAUCCUUGCUGUCAAAUAUCCAAAUGAAGGCACUGAAGUGCUAAAGCAGGUGGUGACCUCUGUAGAUGAAUUAAUUGGGGGAUUCUAAGUGUUUUCUAGCAACUUGAACCAGAAGGGUGAUGGUUAAUAUAUUUUUCUACUGCCAAUUGUGUUCUUCAAGUGCCUUGAUUUUCAGACCAUAUAUCCAGAUAUAAUGAACUUGUUCAAGUAUAAACUUGUUAAAAUGUAAUAUCAUUACCAUUAUUGUUAAAAACCCUCUUCCUACAAGCCUAUUUAUGAAUUUGAGUUGUAUAUUUCAUGACUAUCAGUGCCUUUUUAAAAAACUGAGUAUAAUAUAAAUUACUUAUGCUUUGAUUGCACUGUUGAUACUUCUUUGCAUUAAAAACUUGUUUCAUUCAACUGCGUCUGUUAAAGGAGCACUUAAAAUUGAAAUAUAAAUAUUAGAAAGGAUUUUGAAAGCACACUAGCAGUUUCUGACAUCUUUGUAUUUAUGGACACAGAUCCAGAAACCGGUUUAAUCUCAUAAAAUGGUUUUCCUUAGCUCUGUAGUAUUUUUACUUUUUGAAAUAAAAUUUAACUUUUCAAAAAGCAGCUUGCCUUGUAGCAUAUAUAGGAUAGUGCUCAAUGUAGCUAUACAGCCUACUGUACAAGUAAUUUAAAAUCUAUUUAAAAUAGCCAGUCAUUAACUUUGAUCUCACUGGGUUUUAGUCAGUGCUAUUUUGGAGUUGAGAUGUUUACACAAGCAUAGACAUUGUUUCUUCAUUUGUGAUUUUUCUGCAAAUCAGGGUAUCUGCCAGAUUUAGACAAACAUUCCUUCACGGCCCUUUGUGCAGGUAAUUCGAUCCACAUUCUGUAGCCUUAUGAA